GAAGGGUGUGUUUCCCUCACUGCAGCAUCCCAGCAGCCCUCACCCACCGGAUGGGACGAGCACAGAGACAGAGAAAGAGACGGAGAACAAGGCGUGUCACCGAAAGCCAGCAGAGACCAGCCAGACUUCUGCCCAAAACCAGCACUCUGCCUGUGAGGAAGCGGCAGAGAUUGUCCGGACCCAGCUGUGUUUGCAGUGGCUGCUGGUUUGAUGCAGAAUGCCUCAAGUUCAGUGUCAGCCGGCCGGCAGAAGAGGACACAUCAGGACACAUCUGCAUCUGCUGUUCCUCUUCCUCAGUGUGCUACAAAUACAAGGAUACAUUACAAUCCCUCCAGACUACACAUAUAACAACUUAAAACAAGCUCCAAAGAUCACAGCUCAGCCCGUUUCUCACACCGCUUUCGCUCUGGAUGAUGUCAACCUGGCCUGUGAAGCCAGCGGAGACCCAGCUCCCAGUUUCCGCUGGGUCAAAGAUGGCAAAGAGUUUAGGAGGGAACUGUAUGAAUCCGGGACCCUGAUAGCAGAUGAUACGGAGGAGCUCCGGACCUAUCAGGGUUCAUACCGCUGCUAUGUGGCCAAUGAGCUGGGAACAGCCGUCUCAGACCUGGUGCACCUGAUCACAGAGUCCAUCCCAACCUUGGCCAAAGAGAAGAGGCAGAAAAGAAGAUCGUUUGAGGAGGGAGAAAGCACAGUCCUCUACUGUAACCCUCCCAAGAGUUCUGUCACUCCCAAAAUACACUGGAUGGACAUGCAGCUGCGCCACAUCCCUCUGAACAAGCGUGUGACCACCAGUCUUGAUGGAAAUCUGCACUUUGCCAACUUACUAGUGAGUGACAACAGAGAAGACUACACCUGCAACGCUCACUACAUCAACGCCAGCGUCAUCCUCCCUAAAGAACCCAUCUCCAUCAGCGUCACGCCCUCAAAUUCUGUGGUGAAGAACCGGCGGCCCCAGCUUCAGAAGCCCGCAGGCUCCCACAGCUCUUACCUGGUGCUCAGGGGCCAAACGCUGACUCUAGAGUGCAUCCCCGAAGGCCUCCCCACUCCAGAGGUGCAGUGGGAGCGGAUGGACAGUCCUUUGUCCCCUGCACGGGCCCAGACGCUGAACUACGGCCGCUGGCUCCAGAUCCAGAGCGUGUCGGAGAUGGAUGACGGCGAGUACACAUGCACUGCCCAGAAUAGCCAGGGCUCCGUCAAACACCACUACGCUGUCACGGUGGAGGCUGCUCCGUAUUGGACCAGGCGUCCGGAGGACCACCUGUACGCCCCGGGAGAGAUGGUGAAGCUGGACUGUCAGGCAGAGGGAAUCCCGACCCCGAACAUCAGCUGGAGCAUCAACGGCGUUCCCAUCGCAGGGACGGACUCGGACCCGAGACGUCAUGUGAGUUCAGGGACACUGAUCCUGACCAAUGUUCAAUACAGCGAUACAGCCGUCUAUCAGUGCGAGGCCGCCAAUAAACACGGCAAUAUCCUGGUCAACACACAUGUCCAUGUAGUUGAGCUGCCUCCUCAGAUCCUGACGGCGGACGAGCUGCAGUACCAGGCCACAGAAGGACAAACCGUUCUGCUGCUGUGUCGAACGUUUGGCUCCCCACUACCUAAAGUCGAAUGGGAGAUCUUAAACUCUGGACCAGCUCUGGCCAAUGCUAAAAUGUCUCAGACGAGCGAUGGAAACCUUCAGAUCAGUGAUGUGACUGAAGAUGACAGCAGCAUUUACACAUGCUCAGUGAAACACAGCAACAAGAGCAUCAAUGCUGAGCUGGAUGUCUUGAACAGAACUAAGAUUGUGGAGUCUCCUCAGGAUCUGCGGGUUUUACGUGGAGACGAUGCUGUUUUACAGUGCAAAUAUACAGUGGACCACAAGUUAAAACAACCCACAAUUCAGUGGAAGAAGGACAAACACAAGCUCACAUCCUCUGCUAAUGAUGACAAGUACACUGAAUACCCAGAUGGCUCUCUGAAGAUCACUGAUGUUCGUAUGGAGGACUCGGGGGUCUACAGCUGUGAGAUCAGCACUAAACUGGACUCGGUCAGUGCCACCGGCUCCAUCACGGUACAGGAUAAGCCGGCUUCUCCUCACUCUCUGGAGCUGUCUGAGAAGAAGGAGCGUAGAGUCACGCUGUCCUGGAUGCCAGGCGCUGAAAACAACAGUCCUGUAUCUGAGUUUGUUAUUGAAAAGAAGGAGGAGCAUAAUCCAGACAAGGGCCACUGGGAGGAGUACAGAAGAGUCGCUCAAGACGUCAGACACCUGGAGAUCCACCUGCAGCCGUACAGCACAUAUCACUUCCGGGUCAGAGCGGUCAAUGCAAUAGGAAUGAGCGAGUUCAGUCCUCCCUCAGACUCUUACAGCACACCAGCAGCCAAACCUGACAAGAACCCAGAGAACGUGACGACGGUGUCUACUGAUCCCGACACUAUGGUCAUUUCAUGGCAGGAACUGGAGCGACGACAAUAUAACGGGCCAGAAUUUAAGUACAAGAUCUACUGGCGUCAAGCUUCUGGCAGGAGCCCACACUGGAAGGAAAGCAGUGCCUCCAAUCCUCCGUUCAUCGUGAACGGCACCGGGACCUUCAUCCCCUUCGAGAUUAAAGUUCAGGCUGUCAAUGAGCUUGGAGCAGGACCGGAACCAGAUGCUGAGAUCGGCUACUCGGGGGAAGACUUACCUCUGGAAGCUCCUUCAGAUGUAGCAGUGACCGAGCUGAACAAAACUGCUGUCCUGGUGAGAUGGAGUCCAGUCACCAUGGAGUCUGUCCGCGGACACUUACUCGGCUACAAGAUCCAUCUGAGAAAGAAAGGCCCCAGAAGUCGCAGCCGAAGAGGCCUGCCGGUGCAAGAACCAGAGGUGAACAGGAACAGAGUCAUUGUGGUUCAUGGAGAUAAAGUGGAGACGAUCGUGAGCGACUUGCAGUUUUACUCGAACUAUACUUUGACAGUUGCACCUUUCAACAGCAAAGGUGAAGGUCCACAUUCAAAGGCGUAUCACUUUAGCACUCCGGAGGGCGCUCCCGGACCAGUUUCGUCCCUGACCUUCGAGAGCCCAUCUGAGACGGAGAUCACCCUGAGCUGGAAAGCUCCGGACAAACCCAACGGAGUGCUCACAGGCUACCUGCUACAGUACUAUGAACCUGUGCCUGGAGUUUCGAGCACACAGCUGAUGGAGUCCCUCAACCUGCCCCCUGUUACUGAGUUCACACUGAAGAACCUGAACCCUCAGAUCCAUUACCACUUCAAACUCAGAGCAAUCACGUCCGCUGGUGAUGGGGAGCCUAUAGAAAUGGAGGGCGCCACCUUGUUGGAUGGAGAACCACCAUCUGCAAUCGACAUCGAAGCUGGACAAACAUCAGUUAAUUUCAGUUGGGUGCCAGGAGAAAGACAGCGGAACUUUGCCUUUAGCUUCCGUUACCUGAAAAAAAGCGAGGGUGGUACGUGGGAAGAGUCGGAGAAGAUCAACUCCUCGCAGGCGUUCUAUCAGCUGCAGGGUCUGACGCCGGGCGUUCAGUACCACCUGCAGGUCCUGCCCGGAAACAGCUCCUGGGAAUUCAAAACGGCUGGGCCAGAGCUGCAUGAGUUGCCCAGCAGCUUUGCGACUCAGGGCUGGUUCAUCGGACUCAUCAGCGCCAUGGUUCUUCUGCUGCUGGUGCUGCUCGUUCUGUGCUACAUCAAGAAGAGCAAGGGAGGGAAGUACUCAGUAAAAGAUAAGGAGGAGGAUCAGGUCAAUGGGGCCCGCACCAUGAAAGAUGGAGAGUUUGGGGAGUACAAAUCUCUGGAGAGUGAUAACGAGAAGUGCUCCAUCAGUCAGCAGUCGGUCUGCGAGAGCAAGCGCAGCAGCAACGACAGUCUAGCCGACUACGGAGACAGCGUCGACAUCCAGUUCAACGAAGACGGCUCCUUCAUCGGCCAGUACAGCGGACGCAGAGAACCUAACGGUCACGGCACUCACGCCAGCUCGGGCGCCACGUCUCCCAUCAAUCCCAACAUGCCUCCGCCCAGCAUCAGCUUUCCCACGUCUGUGACAGGAUUCCUGGGGCCAAACUAACGCUCCACCGCCACACGCACACAUCCUUGACCAUUUGAAUGAGAGGCCCUGAUGGUAUUAGACAGGAUAUUGAUUUCAUGACAGACAGUCGCAAGAAAUGACAUCCGCAAACACCGCCAGCUUCACUCUCGCAUAACAACGACACACGUGCAUCCGACAGACACGAAUAAGUCCAGGACAGUUGCUUCUAACAUUCCAUCCAAGCACUGAAAACUGUUUACAAUGUUCAGUUCGCUGCUUCCAGUGAUGUUUGGACUGUAAAUUCUCCCUCGCUGAAAUUACGCAGAAGAAGGUGCGAGAAACGACAGACAGAGUGUAGGGCAGACUUGGGCCUUGUUCAGGUGGCAGAGGAGAUCUGUAGGAGUGGCGUAGUCAGUAUUUCAGUCAGUACAGGCUAAGAUGCAUUUCCCAGAACAAACCGAUUUUGCUGCCUCUCUGAACAAUGCCUUACGUGGAAUACAUCGGUUCAAAUCACUGCAGUCAAUAGAAGUCAGGUCUUUAAGGCUGAAAAGCGAAAAUCUUUUUUAGGCAUUCUUUUCCCAUUCACGAUUACGUUAUUUGAAGUAUUGUUUUUGUAUUAUUCUUAUACUUCUCUUCUUAUUAGUUUUUUUAAUAUAUGAAAUACAUGUGUAUAUACAUUUUUUUUUUUCAUAAAGGCUAAUAUAUUUGGUUUAUAUUAUCAUAUGAUUUAUUUAAUUAUUAUUAUUUUUGUUUUGCCUGUAAUGCAUUUAUCUUUAUGAAUUCAUGUUUUAUAAAACGGUAUGUAUGAACAUUAAUAAUCUGCCAUGUGUGUCUCUCUGUCUUAAUAAUCAAAGUUCAGGGCUUUUAACUGUGUAUCGUUUGUAUUGUUGCCCAAGUGUGUUACCCAAGUAAGUUUUUCAAAUAAUGGUGUUUUUGAUGCAAUUUAUUACGUUAAAUCCCUUUGAAGUACAUACAGCCGCUGCAGUAAAGCCAAAUUUUGUCGAUCUUGACACUAACAUAUAUUUUUAAAAGAAAAAAAGAAAAAACAGCAACAAAAACUGAUUUCCUGCAGCAAAUAACAGCAUGAGAUGUAGUGCUAGGCUAGUUGAUGUCGUGUGAGGCAGUGUCAUCCGUCCGGCAGCUUGCGAAUAUUAACACUCAAACAUGGCCAAUUAUGUACAGUGAAUUAUUACUAACAAUAACAGUCGUACAGUAUAAUCUAUCGCAUUUGUCUCGUCGUCCGAGAGAACAAGCUGAAUGUAAGUCAUCUUUUCUUUAGUUUGUUUUUGCAUCUAACAUCUUUAUUAUUAGAUUUAGUGGUAUUAUAAUGCUUAAUCUGAUCUUUAGUUUAGAAAACAGGUCAGAAGUAAAAUGCAAUUUUUUAUGGGACUUCUGAAUGAUUAUAUCGUUGUGGAUUUCAUUAAGUGCGUUUUUUUGGUGGGGGUUGGGGGGUGUCAGUGAUGAUGUCAUGAUGGGCCUGCAGUUUGCCGACAUCAUCGCGUCUGUGACGUAAUUACGGCUUUGAGUUAACUCAUCUGUCUUCUCUCGCAUACGCCACAGCAUCCUGAAUUGUACUGAUCAAAUUCAUGCUGCAAACGCCUGGUUAAAAUCAGAUUAAAUACUAGGAAUAUUUACAACAAAUGUAUGUAAGAGUAUGUAGCCUGUGUACGCAUUAAAAUCUAUUUUCCUACAAGAAGGACUUGAGCUAAGCGGGUGGGAUUGCAGUGCAUGGCUUUAUAAGAUCCUGAAGCACGUCACCAUCCCUCCCGGCUCUGUGGGAUAUCUCCAUACUGUAUGUAAGCUUCUUCUUACCUCUGCUUUCUAUUUGUAAAUCCAAACACUAAAAUGAGAAUAAAAAUGUAGUCAGAGUGGUAUUUGAAAGCACCGCAGCCUGUGUGAGUGAUCUCUGAGUUCUGAGAGACGCCGGUGCCAUCCAGAUACAACCAAAUAAAAUCACAUCGAUUAUGCAGAAAA
Messenger RNA from Puntigrus tetrazona (Sumatra barb), 5971 nucleotides. It is a transcript of the gene l1camb, whose product is annotated as L1 cell adhesion molecule, paralog b. NCBI's taxonomy places the organism in Eukaryota, Metazoa, Chordata, Actinopteri, Cypriniformes, Cyprinidae. The transcript is spliced from 29 exons. Gene Ontology annotation, molecular function: protein binding. The record is from RefSeq and is a predicted model, not a curated record. The coding region runs from base 218 to 4036 and encodes 1272 amino acids. Gene Ontology annotation, biological process: cell-cell adhesion.